Messenger RNA from Penicillium bovifimosum, 852 nucleotides. RefSeq lists its product as uncharacterized. NCBI's taxonomy places the organism in Eukaryota, Fungi, Ascomycota, Eurotiomycetes, Eurotiales, Aspergillaceae. Bases 1 to 852 code for a protein of 283 amino acids. Gene Ontology annotation, biological process: vacuolar proton-transporting V-type ATPase complex assembly. The record is from RefSeq and is a predicted model, not a curated record. Gene Ontology annotation, cellular component: Vma12-Vma22 assembly complex; extrinsic component of endoplasmic reticulum membrane. The transcript is spliced from 3 exons.
AUGACUCAGAUACCUACACCCCCGGCAUCCAGACCAGGUUCGCAGGCACCCGAAAUUACGAGGCCGGUAGCUUCAGUGGACUUGGCCCGGCGUUUGGACACACUGCUGGAGCAAUAUUUGCACCUGCUUGAUCGGCAGCAAAGACUGCAGUCAAGUCUUGCUAAAGACUUAUCUGUAGGGGUUUUUGCCCUCGCCCAGGCCAAUUUCUCCAGUUCUCCUGCCCGCCGCUAUGGCCCUGAUUAUUACGAUGGACGCAUGAAAGCGACUAGGACAAUAUCAAUUGAAUCCGAACGGAACGCGGAAGGUCCCAUAGGCCAUGCGCAAGAAGGAAAGCAUAAGAUCGGGUCACCUGGCUAUAAUUACAGUUUCUCCUGCAAAUCCACACGCAGUCAUCGAUCAGAGAAGGCUGACGUGAAUGAGGAAAGCCAAUCCUCUGAUUGGGAGCAAAGUGAACCUCCUGAGGCCACCGAGGAUACAACCACCGGCGACGCCACCGGUUCAGUGCCAUCCGACCCUUCGGAGAUCAAGAUUACACCUGAAAAGCCCAAGACCGACCCCAAAACGCUUCGUUCCGAUCCAAUCAAUUGGUAUGGGAUACUCGUUCCCCAGUCGCUGCGCAGGGCACAAAAGUCUUUCACGAAUGUGAUCGAUAAUCAGGUACCCGAUCUCGCCAGUACUACUGUCGAAAUGCGAGCUUUGGAACAACAGAUAAACCAAUUGCGAGCGCAACUGGAAGAUGAAAUCACCAAACCAACUUGUCCUACAGUGAAUGAUACUUCAGACGUCAAACGACAAGUCGACAUUGGCAGUCGCCCAAAGCAUUCUAUCCCUGAAGUUCGGGUGACCACCUAG